Molecule: messenger RNA, 1186 nt
Organism: Perca flavescens (yellow perch)
Lineage: Eukaryota; Metazoa; Chordata; Actinopteri; Perciformes; Percidae
Product: P2Y purinoceptor 1-like
Exons: 1
Coding region: 43-1008 (321 amino acids)
Biological process (GO): G protein-coupled receptor signaling pathway
Cellular component (GO): membrane
Molecular function (GO): neuropeptide receptor activity
Source: RefSeq, a predicted model, not a curated record
CACCCAGCAAGAGAAGGAGCUGUACUAACUGUCCAGAAGACAAUGACGAACGGAUCUUGUCAAGAUAUCAGAUUUGACUUUACAGGCAGAUUCCUGCCUCCUGUUUACAUCUUAGUCUUCAUCAUUGGUCUGGUAGCUAAUGGAUGGGGAUUGAAGUCUUUGCUGCAGAAAUGGAAGAAACUGGGCAUCGUUAAUGUGUUUGUUCUCAAUCUCGGACUUGCUGAUAUUCUAUACCUGCUCACACUCCCCUUUUUGGUGGUGUACCACUUUGUGGAGAGAAAGUGGAUCUUUGGAGACGCAUUCUGCAAGAUAACACGAUUCUGCUUCAACCUGAAUUUAUAUGGCAGCAUUGGGUUCCUUACUUGUAUAAGUGUGUACAGGUACCUGGCUAUUGUCCAUCCAAUGAGAGUGAUGGGAAGAAUAACUGUCACUCACUCUGUGGGGAUCUCAGUCAUGGUUUGGUUUUUAGUCAGCGUUCAAAGUCUUCCAGACAUGUUCUACAGCAAAACAUCUCAAAACAACACUGAGCAAUGCUUCGAUACCACCUCUGACAUCUAUGUGGAUGAUUACAUUAAAUACAGCCUUGGAUGGACAUUCACUGGGUUUUGUAUCCCAUUGCUCAUCACACUGGGCUGCUAUGGACAUGUGAUUGUCGUUCUCUGCCGCACAAAUAUCACUGACAAGGUACUGAAACAGAGAUGCUUGAAGUUGUUGUUCAUCGUGAUUCUUCUCUUCUCUGUUUGUUACAUCCCCUAUCAUGUACUGAAGAGCCUCAACCUCUGGUCAAGAGUUCUGCAAAAUCAGAAGAUAUGCCGUGAAUGGUCUAAUGGAGUCUACAUUGCUCGUCAGAUAAGUCGUGGCCUUGUGUGUCUGAACAGUGCUCUCAACCCUCUGGUUUACCUCCAUGGAAAUGAAGAUAUUCCUGCUCAGCUCAGACAGCUGCUCCAGCAAGCUCGUAAAGCUGUCAUGCGUCUCACCCCUAGUCAAGUUCCACUGGUGUGUGAAUGAAAUUGAAUUAUUGUAUUGCAUCAUCUUGUUCUGGGUCAAGGUUGUUAUCUAUGUUAUGGUGAUAUUGCUAUUAACACGCUCAAAAAGAAAGGAAAUUAAUUUAUUAUUAUUAUUAUUUGAAAAUGUCACUGUUCACUUUCAGAAAGGUUUGAUGAGAGAACAGGACCGUGUUUUGUGA